AUGGAUCAUAGAGAGCGUGCACGUGCUAGCCAUCAAGAAUGGCGACAAUCGAUGAGUUCUACACAACAUGAAGCCUAUUUGGCACGGCGGCGAGCUCAUGCUAGGGGAAAGCGACUAGCCGUGGAAAAUAUAAGUGACCAUGGACAAGAGGCGGGCCCAAGUAAUAGGAAUAGGCUAGCUCCAGGGGAAAACAAUGCAGGUAACGUCGGUCAUAGGACAAUUCUGCCAUCAUCAUUUGUUGGAAGACCACGUGAUAUGUACCAACGGUACCAAGAUGUGAUGGCUUUGGUUCAAAAGUAUGGCAGACCAGAUUUGUUUAUCACUAUGACGUGUAACCCGAAUUGGGAAGAAAUUAAAAGUGAGCUACUCCCUGGACAAACAUCACAAGAUCGUCCAGAUUUAGAGGUCAGGGUAUUUCGUUCGAAACUUGAGCAACUAAAAGAAGACAUCAUCACCAAAGGGGUAUUGGGAAGAGUUAUUGCUCAUGCUUUUGUUGUUGAAUUUCAGAAACGGGGCCUACCACAUGUACACAUGCUGGUCAUGUUGGAUGAAAAUGAUAAGCUUAAUAACCCUGAAGAUUAUGACCUCAUUGUUAGAGCAGAAAUACCAGAUAAAGAUGAAGAGCCUCAACUUUAUGAUCUGGUGUUAAAACAUAUGAUUCACAGUCCAUGUGGAACCUUAAACCAACAGUCUUCAUGUAUGAAGAAUGGGAGAUGCAAUAAAAGUUAUCCAAAAUUAUUUGCAAAUUUCACUGUGCAAGGAAACGAUGCAUAUCCUAUAUAUCGAAGAAGAGCAAGUCGCUUACCAGUCCCUCUACGUAGAUCUGGAGACACAAUGGUGGAUAAUAGUUGGGUUGUUCCUUAUAACCCGUGGUUGUUGCUACGGUAUGAUUGUCACAUCAAUGUUGAAAUAUGUGGGGGCAUAAAGAGUGUCAAAUACUUAUAUAAGUAUGUCUACAAAGGUCCUGAUAGAGUUGCAGUUCAAGUGCAAUCUGACCCGGAGUUCAAUGAAAUAAGACAAUUUGUCGAUGCAAGGUGGGUUUGUGCACCAGAGGCUUUAUGGAGGAUAUUUAAAUUUGUAAUGAACAGAAUAUAUUCAACAGUCGACAGAUUACAAAUACAUCUUCCAAACAUGCAACAAAUCAGAUUCGAUGCAAAUGAGACUGUAGAAGACAUUCUAGCAGAUGAGCAUGCACAGAAGUCUAUGCUUAUUGAAUAUUUCACCAUGAACCGUAUGGAUCCGGAAGCAAGACGAUAUCUGUAUCGAGAAUUCCCUCAAUACUAUAGGUGGGAUAGUAAGCAAAAAGCUUGGGUGAAAAGAAGGAACAACUACAAGGUAAUUGGAAGAAUAUACAGUGUUUCACCCUCUGAAGGAAGCGGCAGAGAAACGAGGUUUGCUGGAAGAUGA
Molecule: messenger RNA, 1407 nt
Organism: Rosa chinensis
Lineage: Eukaryota; Viridiplantae; Streptophyta; Magnoliopsida; Rosales; Rosaceae
Exons: 4
Coding region: 1-1407 (468 amino acids)
Source: RefSeq, a predicted model, not a curated record